AGAAAGCAGUGCGGCUUCUCCUGUUUGAUGUGGCUCCGCAUACCCGCGGUGUCAACAGAUUUAGCUCAAAAUAGCAUAUGCAGUCACUUUUUUUUAUUUAAGCUGAAGCAAACAGACAUCUGUGUUGUCUGUAGCAACAUAACCCGUCAGCAGGAUAAAACUGCGGGCCCCUGCAGACGCACAAUUGCGCAUUCAGAAAAAAAAACUCCAAUAUUCCAAAGGGAGCCUCUGCGUGUGGCGCGCUGUGGCGACCUUUGCGCACGUCUUAAUAUUCUUUAUCUCCGCGCUCCGGGGGAAUUGGAGAUCCAAUCUGCAGUUUGAAUAAGAUCCAGAAGUAUUCCUGCUGCAAUCCCGUUUAUCAUACAGGUAUAUGGAGCCGCGGGGGGAUUGCUUGUGAGCGCAGGAAGUAAGAAAAAAAAAAAGGUGGAUCGGAUUCGGGAUGAGUCAGGAGCGCAUUUCAUGUUUUUCCCUGGGAGCUUCAGGCUGAGGCAGCUGAGGGGAAUCUGCAUAUCGACUGCCAGACGCACGCGCCGCGCACACGAGCGUGCGUAAAAAGGGGGCGUGUGGGACGGGCAAGGACUCAAGCAAGCCCCCCCUCCGCAUUUGCAUCGGUCUAGGAAUCGGGAGCGGUUGUACAGAGAAAGAGAGAAGGUGGACACACACAGUAAUAGAGGAAACUUAAAUGUGAGGACUUUUAUUUUGGAUAGAUUGCGCCUUUUUUGCGCGCCUCCCUCUGGAUCGUCCCCUCACUGUGGCCGGAUUUCAGAUGUGACAGCGCAGAGUGAGAGACGGAGGAUCAGCGGGGGAGGAGACGUGUCUGUGCGCGGAGAACAGAGCGGGUAUACCCGGCUGCGCGUCUGCGCCGCACCGCUCCAUGUUGUUGGGGAGGGAGAGUCUGCAUGGGGAGACAGGGAAGAAGUUGAAUUGGUGCUGAAAAGCUCCGGAUCGGACGUGUUGUCAUUCCAAGAGAUCCGUGGGAUCGUGGAUCCACGCAUGUGGGGAGUGGAGAGAGGAGGGCCGGAUGCCUGCGGGUCUGCGAGUCCUGGAGACGCAGCAGAGGACUGCAGCCCGCCUGGGCAUCAACUAAAGGAGUAAGAAAGCAAGGUGGAGGCUCUUUUUAUUUAUUUUUUUCCCUUUUCUUUUAUUUCCUUGGCGCAUCUUUGGAGAGGAUAUGGCACACCGCGCGCAAACGAGAGGAGACAGGAGCUGAGAGACAGGAUGCCAGCCACCUGAGCUCGGGCUCCGAUCAGCUCCAACUUUUCCUAAAAAAAACAACACUUCAUGUCGAUGACUUGAACUUUCAAAAGCUUUUGGAGGAAUUCGGAUGCUUUUUUUCGUUCCUUUGUCCUUUUCUUUGGAUGUUUGAUUUUAUUUUUCUGGGCGACAAAACAAGGAUGCAUUGUGGAUUAGUUUUUAUCCUGUUAAUGGGAAUCCUCCUGGUGGUCAAGGCUUCGGAAAAAGAUAAAUGCGGAGGCAACAUCAAAAUCUCCACCCCCAGCUACCUCACCUCGCCCGGUUACCCCAGUAGUUACCCCGCCUCCCAGAGGUGCACCUGGGUGAUCACCGCGCCUGGUCCUCACCAGCGGAUCUUCAUCAAUUUCAACCCGCAUUUUGACCUGGAGGAUCGGGAAUGCAAGUAUGACUACGUGGAGGUGCGAGACGGCGUGGACGAGAGCGGGCAGCUGGUGGGGAAGUACUGUGGGAAGAUCGCGCCGUCCCCUGUCGUCUCCUCAGGGAACCAGCUCUUCAUCAAGUUUGUGUCCGACUAUGAAACCCAUGGAGCGGGUUUUUCCAUCCGAUACGAGAUUUUUAAGACCGGUCCCGAGUGCUCCAGGAACUUCACCUCCAGCGGCGGUGUCAUAAAGUCGCCCGGGUUCCCGGAGAAAUACCCCAACAACCUGGACUGCACUUUCAUGAUCUUUGCCCCAAAGAUGUCGGAAAUCAUUUUGGAGUUUGAGAAUUUCGAUUUGGAGCCCGACCCCACGCCCCCUGUUGGUGUGUUCUGCCGCUACGAUCGGUUGGAGAUCUGGGAUGGCUUCCCUGGAGUUGGCCCUUACAUCGGCAGGUACUGCGGGCAGAACACUCCGGGCCGAAUCAUCUCCUACACGGGCAUUUUGGCCCUGACAAUCAACUCCGACAGCGCCAUCGCCAAGGAGGGCUUCUCCGCCAACUUCACCGUCAUCGAGAGGACCGUCCCGGAGGACUUCGACUGCAGCGACCCUCUGGGAAUGGAAUCGGGGGAGAUCACAUCAGACCAAAUCAUGGCCUCUUCCCAGUACAACCCCAGCUGGUCCCCGGAGCGCUCUCGCCUCAACUACUACGAAAACGCCUGGACGCCGGCGGACGACACCAACAAGGAGUGGAUUCAGGUGGACCUCGGGUUCCUGCGGUUUGUCUCAGCCAUCGGUACCCAAGGAGCUAUUUCCCAAGAAACCCAGAAGAUUUACUACGUCAAGGCCUACAAAGUAGACGUCAGCUCCAACGGAGAAGACUGGAUCACGUUAAAAGAAGGCUCCAAGCAGAAGAUUUUCCAAGGCAACACCAACCCAACAGACGUUGCCAAGACAAAGCUGCCCAAACCCACGCUGACACGCUUCGUACGGAUCCGUCCUGUUACCUGGGAGACGGGGAUCGCGCUGCGCUUCGAAGUGUACGGCUGUAAGAUAUCAGAGUAUCCGUGUUCUGGCAUGCUGGGAAUGGUAUCAGGCUUGAUCCCCGACACCCAGAUCACCGCAUCGUCCCACACCGACAGAAACUGGGUCCCCGAGAACGCCCGGCUCCUCACCAGCAGAACGGGGUGGACUCUGCUGCCCCAGCCGCAGCCCUUCAGCAAGGAGUGGCUGCAGGUGGAUCUGGGGGAGGAGAAACGAGUGAAAGGGUUGAUCAUCCAGGGAGGGAUGCACCGUGAGAACAAGGUGUUCAUGAAGAAGUUCCGCCUGGGCUACAGCAGCAACGGCUCCGACUGGAGGAUGGUGAUGGAUCCCAGUGGGAGCAAGCCAAAGAUAUUUGAAGGUAACAGCAAUUACGAUACUCCUGAGCUGAGGACGGUGGAGCCCCUGCUGACCCGUUUUAUCAGGAUUUAUCCGGAUAGGUCACCUCCUGCUGGAAUGGGUCUACGACUCGAACUGCUUGGCUGUGAAGUUGAAGCUCCUACGCUCCCUCCCACCAUUCCGAGCACAACCCCAUCAGACGAGUGCGACGACGACCAGGCGAGCUGCCACAGCGGCACAGGUGAUGACUACGAUGUGACAGCAGGAGGUACCAUAACACCAGACACUACUACAGCUGAAGUGGUUGCCACCCCAGCUUUCCAGUGGUUCGCCUGUGACUUUGGCUGGGCCAAUAAGCCCUCCUUCUGCAGCUGGACAUCUGAGGACACUGGCUCUUGGUGGCAGAUCCAGUCCAGUGGCACCCCAACAUUAAAUACCGGACCCAACAUGGACCACACAGGUGGAUCAGGGAAUUUCAUCUACACCCUAGCGACUGGUCUUCAGGAAACAGAGGUGGCUCGCCUGGUGAGUCCUCUGGUCACCUCCCCGGACGCAGACCUGUGCAUGUCCUUCUGGUACCACAUGUUUGGGUCGCACAUUGGAAAGCUACACAUCAAACAACGCAAGCCAACAGACGACGGGCCAGCAGACAUCCUGCUGUGGGCUGUCAGCGGUCACCAAGGCAACCGAUGGCGGGAGGGCCGGGUCUUUGUGCCUCGGAACAAUAAUCCCUAUCAGGUGGUGAUUGAAGGCAUCGUGGAGGAAAGGAGAUGGGGAGACAUUGCUGUAGAUGACAUCAAGGUUCUUGAUGGACUCAGCAUGCAAGACUGUAAAGAUCCGGAUGUUCCCACGGAGGAGGAUAGAUUUAACGAAAUAAUUGAGGCAGUCACAGAUUAUCCAGACUCUGUCCAGACCAAUCAGAUCAGUGAAGCAGGCAACAUGCUGAAGCAGCUAGACCCCAUCCUAAUCACCAUCAUUGCCAUGUCUGCCCUGGGGGUCUUCCUCGGGGCCAUCUGCGGAGUGGUUUUAUACUGCGCUUGCUCACACGGCGCCAUGUCAGAGAGGAACUUAUCGGCCCUGGAGAACUAUAACUUUGAAUUGGUGGAUGGUGUCAAGCUAAAGAAAGACAAACUCAACGUGCAAAACUCAUACUCGGAGGCGUGAGCGUAUGAUGGGCAUAGCUCGCACAAGACUGAAUGAGCGUAUCCUCUUGUAUCUCUGCGGGACGCCCGGCUCAAUGGAACUGCCAAUGUCCUCAACUUGACAGGAUGAGGGCCCGGUUCAGGUAUCAGCGGGAGGUUUGGACUGAUCCACGCUUUUCUCAGGAGCUGCAGUAAAACAACCUACCGUUAGGGGACACUGUGUACAAAAGACAUACAGGAAAAAAAUAUGUAAAGAUGAUUUAGAUGAUAUUUUAAUUUUGUAUUUUUAAUUUUCAUUCAUUUUUACAAUCGAAUGCUGGUGUUGAGACCAAUUUAUUAAUAAUGUCAAAAGUAUUUAUCAUUUUGUGGGAAAGAGAGGAGUUCUUUUUAGCAUCAGUUCAUGAAAGCUGUUUUGAAAGAGAAAUCCUUAAUGAACCAUAUCCGGCAAAACUGUAGAUUUGCCCCAUGGUGUGGCAUAAAGAGUGUGCCCUUAACCUAUACCCCCCCUCCAAACGUGUACCCUACCCCCUUUGACCCCUUUCACUCUAAAGUGAGGGUCCCAUUCAUGGCAACGUAUGGUUCUGACAGUGCCUUUAGUAGCUUUCCGUUGGCCUCCGCUGUUGAAAAGGGUGUUUUUUACUGUACUUGAUUAAGUUAUGAUGGCAGGAAACAGGGCACAUUAACUUUUAAACUCCUGGAGAACAGGAUUAUAGUUUAUCAUAGUGCUUUUUUUUCUGCUUUGUGUUCUGUCCAAAAUAAAAAAAAACACACUGUAAAUAAGUUUUAAUAUAUUUUAUUGCCCUUUUUAAAGAAAGUAAAAAAAGAAACAAAAAAAGCUGCAGUAUCCCUUUUUUCAUGGGUGUGUGCGUGUAUGUGUGUGUAAAUACAGUCUGUUUUGUGCAAAGUGCAGUGUUGAUUUUUAGAGUUUGUAGCGAGAUCUGUGUGUGUGUGUGUGAUGUUGCAGCGAUCUCAGCGUGCAUUUAAGCUAACUCUCAUUUCAAAAUAAAAGAGUACAUAACAGGACAACUGCAACCAAAAUACAUCAACGAUACUCACCUCUUCAUGCUGAUCUUCAUAGGUUCCCACCAUUUCUAGUCAUAAUGCAAGUUAGCCCACAACCCCCAGCGUCACUGUGGACUGUUCCCUGCAGGUCAAUGCAACGUGAAGUCCGUUCCAGUUCGACCCUAAAACUGAAGAAUGGUGCUAUCAGUCAUUUUUGCCAACCCCACUUUGUAUCGUCCACAUGCGAUUGUGUAGCCAAAGGCCUUUUUUUUUUUCUCUUCAUGUGUUCCUUA
Messenger RNA from Oryzias melastigma (Indian medaka), 5427 nucleotides. It is a transcript of the gene nrp1a, whose product is annotated as neuropilin 1a. The record is from RefSeq and is a predicted model, not a curated record. Gene Ontology annotation, cellular component: membrane. Lineage: Eukaryota; Metazoa; Chordata; Actinopteri; Beloniformes; Adrianichthyidae. Gene Ontology annotation, biological process: axon guidance; vascular endothelial growth factor signaling pathway; angiogenesis. The coding region runs from base 1359 to 4154 and encodes 931 amino acids. Gene Ontology annotation, molecular function: vascular endothelial growth factor receptor activity; semaphorin receptor activity. The transcript has 18 exons.